AAUGAUUGAUUGUUUGUUUUUGAUUUAAGAUGGCAACCGCACUAGAGAGAAUCCCUACUUCAUUAGUUCCACUGUGAUCCCCUGACAUAACAAACACCCACACUCCACAACUCAAGACACAUUCUUUACUAUUACUAUUUCAGAUCAAUCAAACCUACGGCUAAAAAAACCCUAGAGAUCAAAGUCAGUCUCCCUCUGUCCGUCAAUGGCGACUCCGAGGAAAGCUUGCGGGCGCGAUGUUUUCGAGUCAGUGUACUCCAUGAUCGCACUGGUCUUCAUGCUAGUCGCCUGCGUAGAGGUCCUCGACGCCGCCGCCGUCGUCGACGUCUAUCGCCUCAUUCAGUACGAUCUCGCCGGCGUCCCGUUCGGAUCUCGCUUCGCCUCUCUCAAUCACCACGCCGGCUCUUCGCUCUUCGCCCCUGGCACAGAUCUCUCACGCACAGUUGUCAUACUUCCUGUUCGUGAACUGAACCUCACUUUCAUUAGAGAAUACAUUGGACAAAGACGGCCGUUAGGUGGUUUAUUACUAUUGCUGCCUCGGAUGUUUAGCUCCGAAAACAGAGCCAAUAUGGAUGGAGGUGAUCAAGGACUUGGAAAAGAACUUAUAAGGAACAUAUUGGUGGAAUUGGAACGGUUACUUAUACAUGCCAACAUCCCUUAUCCAGUGUAUUUUGCUUUCGAGGAUGACAAUAUUAAAGCUGUCUUAGCUGAUGUCAAGAUAAAUGAUGCUACUGGUCAGCCUGCUACUGCAACAACUGGAGGAUAUAAGCUUGUUGUCUCAGCACCAGAACCUAAGAAACUUGCAUCUCCCACCAUCACAAACAUCCAGGGAUGGUUGCCGGGAUCGAAAGCAGAUGGAGAUUCAAAUCAACUACCAACAAUUGCCAUUGUGGCAUCUUACGACACGUUUGGGGCUACACCGGCAUUAUCAGUUGGAAGUGAUAGCAAUGGAAGUGGCAUUGUGGCACUUCUUGAAAUAGCUAGGUUAUUCUCUGUUUUGUAUUCAAAUCCUAAUACUAGAGGAAGGUACAACUUACUCUUUGGGCUAACAUCUGGUGGACCUUACAACUAUAAUGGAACUCACAAGUGGCUUCGAAAUUUCGAUCAACGUUUGCGUGAAAGUAUUGAUUAUGCUAUUUGCUUGAAUACUAUUGGCUCAUGGGACAAUGAAUUAUGGAUUCAUGUGUCUAAACCUCCAGAAAAUGCCUACAUAAAGCAAAUUUAUGAAGGUUUCUCAAACGUAGCAGAAGAGUUAGGGCUCAAAGUUGGUCUUAAGCACAAGAAAAUAAAUAUUUCUAAUCCUCGAGUCGCCUGGGAGCAUGAACAAUUUUCAAGGCUGAGAGUUACCGCAGCAACACUUUCUGAACUUCCCACUGCACCUGAAUUGCUAGAAAGCACUGGAGGUCUGUCUGAUAACAGAGACUUAGUGAACGAAGCUGCAAUUAUUAGAAGUGUCAAUUUAGUUGCUGAGAGUCUGGCGAGGCAUAUCUAUGGCCACCAGGGAAAAAACGUCAAGAUAUUUACAGAAAAUAGUAGCUUGGCUAUCAACCCCUCUUAUGUAAAAUCGUGGUUGAAUCUCUUGUCACAGACUCCUCGAGUGGCACCAUUUCUAUCAAAGAAUGACCCGUUCAUCAUGGCUUUGAAAAAGGAAUUAGCAGAUCAUACCGUUGAGGUGAAUCUGCAACAUGAAGUGCUUGAUGAGAUGUUCACUUUCUAUGAUUCAACAAGUGCCAAGCUUUACGUUUAUCAGGUUGCCAGUGUGACAUUCGACUUGCUCUUGCUACUAGUGUUGGGAUCAUACCUGAUAAUCCUUUUCAGUUUUCUUGUUAUCACAACCAGGGGUCUUGAUGAUCUCAUCAGUCUGUUCCGUCGUCCUCCCUCUCGUAAAGUGAAAACAGCUUGAUCUUGAAGAGGGAUAUAUAGUGCCUUUUGCACUGUAGACCGUCCCAUGCGCUUAAACUGAACCAUCUUGGUCGAGUUAGGUUAUGGUUCCUUUUGUAGGUUUAUUCAUUGACACGAGGUACCAUUUGCAUAUGGUCCCCAUGAAGAUGUUCCAUAAUUUAUUUUGCUUGAUCGAGAAUCAUUGUACCAGAGAAAAUUUUGUUGAGAUAUUUACGUUUUGAUUCACAAAGUAUAUUCCCGAGUGUGUGCAUGGGUCUAGACUUUCUAGUGUCCUUCAGAUGUGUGGGGCUAUUAGCAAACACAUGUAGUUUGGCAAGUUUACUUUUUAUAGAGGUUCAUCUGCUAUACAUCUGAAACAGUAUCCAACGAAAUGAAUUGAUAUUUGUCUUGUUUGGUUGA
Messenger RNA from Cornus florida, 2301 nucleotides. RefSeq lists its product as uncharacterized. The record is from RefSeq and is a predicted model, not a curated record. Gene Ontology annotation, cellular component: endoplasmic reticulum membrane. The transcript is spliced from 14 exons. Bases 206 to 1903 code for a protein of 565 amino acids. Gene Ontology annotation, biological process: regulation of signal transduction. Lineage: Eukaryota; Viridiplantae; Streptophyta; Magnoliopsida; Cornales; Cornaceae.